GCGGGGAUGGAGCCAGGCUGGCCAGACAGCGGAGGCUGUUGAGUGAGGCUGGUGCCCAGGUGAAUUGAAGCCAGGCCCCUCGGUUAGUCAGCCUGUCCAUCCCUCCAGCCCUCUAUCCAUCGGCAUCGAUGCGGGUGCCCUGAGCUUGAGCCACAGACUCACUCCCAUCGGCCACGCCCAAGGUCAGCAUGAGCGGAUGCGUCUCCAGUGAGGGCACGCCUUCGCCCACCGCUUCCGAAGCGUCGAAAUUGUUGGAGGCGGCUUUAGAACAAAUGGACGGCAUCAUUCAAGGCGCUAAGUUUGAAUUCCCACAGUAUCAUCAGGGGCUGACCGGCCACGCCCAUCGAGCGCAUCCCACGACCGGCAGUGGGGGUGGUCCACCGGCUCUGCAUCAGUUAAAACGGGCUAUCCUGAACGAUCCGGAGCAGGGGCGGGGCUGGUUACGGGGCGAACCCGCCGAAUUUCUCCGUCAAUGGCUGAAUGAGGGCGGGGCAGAGGGAGGAUGCCACGGCUUGGUUUGGCCGAGGAAUGAUAACGAGGAUGCGGGUCGAACUUCAGAGUGGACCCGCUGGGCCGAACGGCUCCGGGCGGCGGAAGCCGAGGUCGAAUCCCAAAAGUGCCAGCUUCAAAGCUUAACUGACCAAUUGGCCCGUGAAAAAUCACGGGCUCAGGCCGCCGAACGGCAAUGUGAGGGUCAAACGGAAUUGUUGCGACGCACCGAACGGACCUUGGAACGCGAACGUCAUCAACGGGCGGACGGGACGAACGCUGCGGCUAGCCCGUUAUCCGAAUUGACGCAUCUCAAAGGGCGUUGCGCCGUCCUAGAAAAGGAAAACCAGGAAUUGCGGGCCAUAUGUGAAGGCCAUCGCACGCCCAAAUAUUUGCCCAUCUCACCCGCUAUAGUCCGUCCUCGACGUUUGGUGGGUCUGGGCAGUCCCGACGGUCCUCGCCGACCUUCGUGGGAAGAUAGCUCGCCCGAAGAUCCUUCGCCGCAGAUCGGUCGGAAAGAGGUGGCCUUUCACGCGCCCGCCCCGGUCCUGCCUUCGCCGGAUCCGGAUCUGGACACCAGUGGCUCGCACCGGCCGGCUCGGGGGUUCAAGAAGAUCUUCGGCAAAAUUAAGCGCUCCAACUCGGGCGGCCAUUUGGAAGACCACCCGCGCCCGGCCACGCCCGAGUUUCGCCGCGGAGGCUUCCGAGCCACCACGGGUGGACGUCUGGGCGGUGGAGUGGACAAAAAUCAGGACAUUAAAAGACCGCUGAGUGAUUGGAACACGGAUAUGAUCACCACUUGGCUGGAAUGUCUGGGCUUAGGGGCGUAUUGCUCCGAAAUUCAAAAGACCAUUGGCACUGGCCAGCAAUUGGCUCAGAUGUCCUUCAAUGAUCUGGAGUCCAAAUUGAACGUCAAGCACUUCCUGCAUCGCAAGAAGCUCUAUUUGGCCUUGGCGGCGCGUCAAGACCCCCACAAACCCGAUCCUCCCGGUCAUCUGGAUUACCAAUGGGUGCUCCGUUGGCUGGACGACAUUGGAUUGCCCCAACACAAAGACGCCUUCCUGGAGGCCCGCAUUGACGGUCGAGUCCUAAAUAUGCUCACCGUGGAUGACUUGUUCCAAUUGAAAGUGACCAACCAACUACACCAUCUUUCCAUUCGUCGGGCCAUUCAAAUCCUGCGUGAACAGAAUUUCGAGCCUAAUUGCCUUAAGCGACGGGCCAUCCCGGGCGAAACCGUUGAUGCGGCUAGUGUAGCCCGUUGGACCAAUCAUCGCGUCAUGGAAUGGCUCAAGCAGGUGGAUCUGUCCGAGUAUGCACCCAAUCUCCGGGGCUCAGGCGUUCAUGGAGCCCUGUUGGUGUUCGAGGAUCGCUUCAACGAUGAAUUGAUCGCCACCAUCUUGGCCAUUCCGAGCAGCAAGACCCUUUUGCGAAGGCAUCUCAGCAUUCAUUUCAAGGAGCUCGUGGGUCGCGAUGUGAUGCAGGGCAAGCGGACUGUCGAAACCGAGCCCAACUUUGCGCCCCUCACGCCCACUGCCAAAGCCAAGGUCCGACAAGGUGGCCAAUUCACAUUGAAGCGGAAGAAAUCCAAGGCCCAAUUCGAGCAAGAAGACCUUCUUUGUCCCCUAGACAAGAAGUGAGCAUUUGUAGUCUUGAGUAUCAACAUAUCCAUCCAACCAACCAUUUUUCCCCGUUCAGGGAACCUAGCUAAGAGUAUAUAAGAAUUUCGCCGUGUCAAAUCGAUCCAACGUGCCCUUCCUCUUCCUCAUGCAUGCCACAACCUUGCAGCAUUUACUAAGUAAUCUCUUGAUGCGUUUUAGCAGCUAUCUAUCCAUCUAUUUUUGUUACUUACUAUCCUUGUGAUGUGGUAUUCAAGUUUAUCUUGUUACAACAAAAGUGCCUUCUCAUGCAAA
Messenger RNA from Tigriopus californicus, 2399 nucleotides. It is a transcript of the gene Liprin-beta, whose product is annotated as liprin-beta-1-like. The record is from RefSeq and is a predicted model, not a curated record. The coding region runs from base 189 to 2126 and encodes 645 amino acids. Gene Ontology annotation, cellular component: presynaptic active zone. Lineage: Eukaryota; Metazoa; Arthropoda; Copepoda; Harpacticoida; Harpacticidae. The transcript has a single exon. Gene Ontology annotation, molecular function: protein binding. Gene Ontology annotation, biological process: neuromuscular junction development.